AUGAAUGUAUUUCUGUUGCCCCCGAGACCGAUUGUGGAGGUUCAGGGAGAGGUGUUGGUGGAGAACAGCCUCGCUAGAUUAAUUUGCACAGUUCCCCGGAGUAAACCUCCGGCUCAAAUCCGAUGGUUCCGUGGAAAGAAAGAAAUUGCAGGAGUGAGCAGUCGACACCAGACAGGGAAAAUCUUUGCAAUUACCAGCUCAGUGAAUUUUACUGUGGACAGAAAGGAUAACGGUGACAUUGUGACUUGUGAAGCAAACGUGCCAUCAGUGAAAGGAAUGAAAAAUCGGACCGACUUCCCGUUGAAUGUACGAUUUCCCCCCGUGGUCAAAGUUCAAACUCCUUCCGUCCACUUGAGAGAAGGUGACGACCUGACGUUGACUUGCCUGGUGACAGGAAACCCGCAGUAA
Molecule: messenger RNA, 408 nt
Organism: Rhincodon typus (whale shark)
Lineage: Eukaryota; Metazoa; Chordata; Chondrichthyes; Orectolobiformes; Rhincodontidae
Product: cell adhesion molecule 4-like
Exons: 4
Coding region: 1-408 (135 amino acids)
Biological process (GO): regulation of Rac protein signal transduction; regulation of wound healing; negative regulation of peptidyl-tyrosine phosphorylation
Cellular component (GO): cell-cell contact zone
Molecular function (GO): vascular endothelial growth factor receptor 2 binding
Source: RefSeq, a predicted model, not a curated record